CUUACUUGUAAAAUGUUGUUCUUAACUCUUUGAAUGUCUGUGAAGCGUCAGCUGUGGAUAACAUGCCUCCUGUAUAGAUGUGAGAUUUGUUCUUUGUUAGGUUGUGCAAUGGCAAUACAGCUGUUACCUUGCGGUCUGCCCCUCGCCUGUUGGUAUUAUACUCUUCGACAUGAUGUCGCGCCUAAACAUGAAUAUAUAUCUCCGAGGCGUCGGCCAUGUUGUGUUGAUACAGCUGAUAUCAUUUACCCAUUACGGAUGCUGGGUGCAUCUCGACCCUAAGAGGUAAUGGAAUGGACUCAUUAGGCCACAAAUGUUCCCAUCCAAGGACAUCUUCCAAGGACUUUAGCAGAAAUCGACACGUGUGUUCUUUUCCUUCUUAUUAGCGGUUUAUAAUAAGUAUCCUUUGAUACAGCAGAGAUAUGCGUUU
Nezara viridula (southern green stink bug) is the source of this 427-nucleotide messenger RNA. The record is from the annotation of a GenBank genome assembly. NCBI's taxonomy places the organism in Eukaryota, Metazoa, Arthropoda, Insecta, Hemiptera, Pentatomidae.